AUGGCAGAUAAAGAAGUUUCAGGACCAAACGCUUCGAUCCGCAUGGAUGAAGACGUUGAGGCCAGCAAAGAACAUUUCUCUUCCGACCAAUCAAUUCAACAAGGGACGCUUGACCCUGCGUUGAACGCCGCCCUGGUCAGGAAGCAAGACUACAGAAUCAUCCCUCUGGCUGCCGGCAUCUACCUGCUCUGCUAUCUGGAUCGCUCCAAUAUCGGCAAUGCCAAGGUUCUGAAUGCCACAACUCACGAUGACCUUCUCUCGGAGACGAACAUGACGAACUACGAGUUCACCAUCGCACUGAUGGUGUUCCUGAUUGCUUAUGCUCUCUUCGAAGUUCCGUCCAACUACUUCCUCAAGAAGAUGAGACCCAGCCGAUGGAUAGCCUUCUUGAUGUUGUCAUGGGGUGCUAUCACCAUGGGCUUGGCUGGAACUCACAACUAUGCCUCCGUCACAGUUGUGCGAUUCCUCCUUGGCGUAUUCGAAGCUGGCCUCUUCCCCGGACUUGUAUACUACCUGACCUUCUGGUAUCGGACUGAAGAGCGGUCUAUCCGGGUAGCUGCCAUCCUUGCCUCUGCAACUCUCGCGGGUGCCUUCGGCGGCGCGAUUGCCUAUGGUGUUGGUCACAUGAAUCAGACGCAGGGCAUGUCUGCCUGGCGCUGGCUAUUCCUUCUCGAAGGUCUCCCGUCUGUGAUCUCUUCUGUCUUUGUCUGGUUCUUCCUGCCCGACUAUCCUGAGACCGCGUCUUGGCUCUCUACGGAGGAGAAGGACCUGGCAGCGCACCGACUGGCUGAGCAGGGCUCUCACGGCGGCAGCAAGUCGCUUACUUGGGCCGAGGCGAAGGAGACGCUGCUCGAAUGGCGGCUUUGGGCGCACUAUUGCAUCUACUUUGGCAUCUCGGCCCCGUUCUCCAGUCUGUCUCUGUUUACGCCAUCCAUCACCGCUGGCUUGGGGUAUGAGAACCUGGAGGCGCAGCUCAUGACCGUUCCUCCUUAUGCGGUCGCCUAUGUCGUCACCUUGGCCGUCUCGUGGUCCGCAGACCGACACAACGCUCGCGCCCUCCAUUCCGCCGUGUUCUCUGCCAUCGGAGCGGCUGGCUUCAUCGCCAGUGCUGCACUGCCCCCUACAAUGUACACGCAACGCUACGGCUGCCUCAUCGUCGCUGCAUCAGGCGCGUUCGCUUGCAUCCCGCCGCUCCUCGGCUGGCUGUCGUCCAACCUGCACACGACGGCGGCCAUUGGCCUGGCGAUCGCGCUGAACAUCUCCAUGGGCGCCCCGGGGCAGAUUGUCGGCGUCUGGAUCUACAAGGCCGACGAGGCGAAGAAGGGCUACCCCACGGGCCACUGGGUCAACGCGGGCCUGCUGCUGUUUGUCUCUGUGGGCUGUGUGCUGAUGCACUUCUACUAUGUCUGGAGGAACAAGAUGGCCAGGCAGUCCGGCACGCCUCUUUUCAAGUACUAG
Molecule: messenger RNA, 1458 nt
Organism: Thyridium curvatum
Lineage: Eukaryota; Fungi; Ascomycota; Sordariomycetes; Thyridiales; Thyridiaceae
Exons: 7
Coding region: 1-1458 (485 amino acids)
Biological process (GO): transmembrane transport
Cellular component (GO): membrane
Molecular function (GO): transmembrane transporter activity
Source: RefSeq, a predicted model, not a curated record